This is a messenger RNA of Leptosia nina, 1518 nucleotides long. The record is from the annotation of a GenBank genome assembly. Lineage: Eukaryota; Metazoa; Arthropoda; Insecta; Lepidoptera; Pieridae.
AUGAUCCGGAGUAACACCAACGCCCCCUUAUAUCUACCUGUAAUCCCGUUUAAGUCAAAAAUGGCCAGCGAAAGCAGCUCGGCAGUUUUGGAUUUGAAUGAUGUGGACACAACUGACACGGAAGUGGGCAGCGUCACAGAUGAUCGGGAGGGCUCGCCACUUAUAAUGGAGACUGGAUAUGACAUAGCUAUUAAGGUCGAUGGACCCAUGAAGCAACUGUCAACGCUAGAAACGUACGUGACGUACCGUGUCCGGUGCGUAUGCGCACGGUGGCAGUCGCCACCUUUUGUCAGGCGACGCUACAAUCAUUUUAAGUUGCUCCACAAACGGCUGUGUGCUUCCCAACCUCUAGUAGCCAUACCGCCUCUACCACCACUUCAUUCAGCUCGGCAGCAGCUCGACAGAUAUUCACCUUCCUUCGUCGCUGUGCGGUCGUUGGCACUUGAUGCCUUUAUGGAGCGCAUAGCAAAGCAUCCUAUACUAACGCACAGUAACGACCUUAGAUUAUUCGUAAUUACUCCAGAUGAGGAAUUUGACAAGGUAUUCAAAAGCGAAAACAGUGCUUUAAAUUUAUGGGGUCUGAGCAGUGCGUUGUAUGGGAAUGGCGAAGCUAAAUCUAACAAUGGUGCAAGAGUAAAAGACCCAGAAUUCACAGCAGCCGCAGAUUACAUGAAGUCUCUGCAGCAGAAGUUAACUACUCUGUGUACACUAACCAACAAAUUGUAUGACGGGUCCGUGUCCUUGAGCAAUGAAUAUACAGGAAUGCGUCGUGUGUGCGACGCUUGGGGCAGCCAAGUGGGAGGACGAAGCUCGCGUGCAUGUGGGGCAAUAUCUGCCGGGUGCGCAAGCGCAGCUGCUGCUCGAUCGAAAGCGCCUCUCAAAUAUAAGGCGAUUUUACCACUGCUGGCUGCAUACGCUAAUGCACACUUGGAGAAAAUCAAAACUAGGGAUGCAUUACAUGCCGCCUACUGCGCCGGCAAUAAUGCAACGGACGAAAGUCACAACAGACUAGAGCAAGCUUCAGAAGCCCUUCGCUCUGAGCUGGCCGACUGGAUACCAAAGACGAGAGAAGAAAUUAAAACUCACCUUCUAGAACUAGCCGAUAGACAAGUCGCCAUACACACACAAUCGCUCAUGGGCUGGGAAGCGGCUCUGAAACUCUCAAGCGACACAGAUAUCAGCGAACUGUUCAAAACCGUAUCAAAAACGGCCGUGCAAAAUCUCUCCCCGUCGAAAUGCCCGAUGACAGAUGUAGAUAGCGAUAUUGAUAGUGAUUCUACAGAUAGAAAGGGAAGUAAGGAAAAUGGCAGGAUCAAAGCCGAUUUGAAUGAUAAUUCUGAUCUGAAUGAUAAAAAUGACACUCAUACAAACGAGACGGCGGAUGAAAAGACCGACGAUGAAAUGACUGAUCGGUCCAAUGUUAAAGAUAAUAAUGAAAUAAGUAAUGAUAGAGACAUAUCGAAUGAUAUAAAGUUCGUGGACCCACUCCAAAACUUCACGGACGUGGAGUUGUCCUGA